GAAUAUAUAACGAUCCACUCACACACACUCUCUCUCGUCAGCUAUAUCAGUUUGAGCCAACCAAGCUCACAGACCAGAGAAAGAAGAUAACAUGGCUCUCAGAAUGUGGGCUUCUUCAACGGCCAAUGCACUUCGAAUCUCUUGCGGCGCCAAGGCCCCUCUCUCUCCGGCCUUCUCUCUCUCUAGAUGCUUCUCUUCUGUUUUGGAUGGAUUGAAAUACGCUAGCUCACAUGAAUGGGUGAAGCAUGAAGGUCCAGUGGCUACUGUUGGCAUCACUGAUCAUGCUCAGGGUCAUCUUGGAGAGGUUGUGUUUGUUGAGUUGCCAGAACCAGGGGGUUCAGUUUCUAAAGGUGGAAGCUUUGGAGCUGUUGAAAGUGUGAAAGCAACCAGUGAUGUCAACUGUCCAAUUUCAGGCGAAAUUGUUGAGGUGAACUCGAAGCUUACCGAAGCACCUGGUUUGAUCAACUCAAGCCCUUAUGAAGAAGGAUGGAUGAUCAAAGUGAAACCAAGUAGUCCAUCAGAACUGGACUCCUUAAUGGGUCCAAAGGAAUACACAAAAUUCUGUGAGGAAGAAGAUGCCUCCCACUAGAAGUCAACUUUUUUUUUUUCGGGUUAUUGACACUCUUUCUGGUUCUCUUCUUUUCAUGAAGAAAAUGUCAGCCUCUUGAUACUGUUAAGGUUACUAUUGCUUACAAUCCUCCUCUUGGAUAUUGGAGAACCAGAGAUUAAAUCCAAUUAGCUUUUUAUUUUCUUUCUUCCUUUUUUGUUAUUGUGCAUCUUCAUGUAAUUAAAGCCCAUUUCCUUCUUCCUAAAAGUACAUCCCUUUCCAUCUUGGAGUGGGUCUGAUUUUGCUUUCUUUUA
Molecule: messenger RNA, 861 nt
Organism: Macadamia integrifolia
Lineage: Eukaryota; Viridiplantae; Streptophyta; Magnoliopsida; Proteales; Proteaceae
Product: glycine cleavage system H protein, mitochondrial-like
Exons: 4
Coding region: 92-589 (165 amino acids)
Biological process (GO): glycine decarboxylation via glycine cleavage system; protein lipoylation
Cellular component (GO): glycine cleavage complex; cytoplasm; mitochondrion
Source: RefSeq, a predicted model, not a curated record